AUGGCAACCCGCUCCCGGAGCACCGCUCGUCCCCCGUCCCCUCUUGAUCAAGGAGAGUUGGGACCCGCUAUUUCAGCAACCACCAAUGAGCCAACAAGCCUCGAACCCAAGGUCUAUGGGGAAGUUUCCCUCAGCCGCGCAAUCUCCCUCCUCCUGGGAUUGCAAAACCAUGUCCUCUGGCUUGAACGGGAACUCAAGGAACAAAAAGAAGCCACAAAGGAAGCCCAAGACUGGAUGGGAGCAGUCAAUCAAACCCUUGCUUGCGUCAAGGCUAGGGGUGGAAGCCCACACACACCAGAAGACCGGAAACCCCCGGCAAUCGAGGCCACGCCCAGGCCCCUAUCCAAAACCGACCCUUUUCCAGCGCCUAGUGCGCCCCUCAUUGCCUGGGCGAACCCUACCAAGCCCCCCAUCACCUUUGCCCAACCAACCCCUGUCCGGGCUCCCCCAAGAGUCCAUACUCCCCCUCCAUCUUUGCCUAUCAGACUCCGCUCCCCCGUUGCCCCUCAGCCAGCGGCUCCUGUAGCCACAUACCAAGCCCCUGUCAAGGUGGAUCAUCCUGACGCCUACAUGGGAAAGAUUGGGAAUGAGUCACAACAAUGGCUCACAAGAAUGAUGGCAUGGGUCCGCCUUAAUCAGCGCAUGUUCCCAACAGAUCAGGAGGUACUUUUGUUCCUCCUAAUGAACAUGAAGGACACGGCAGGAGCGUGGGCGCACCCCCACCUUGACCAACUAGGGUCCCACAGGGCCAUUAUCCAAACGGUCAAGGACUUCAGGAGGGAAUUCCUGGCUGCAUUUGGGAACCCGGACGCCACAAGGGCCGCGGAGCGGCAAAUCACCCACCUUACUCAGACAGGUACCUGUGCUGAGUAUAUUACAAAAUUCAGGACCAUUGCCAUGGACCUGGAUUGGAACAAUGCCGCCCUCCGUGGGCAAUUCGCACAAGGCCUCCACUGGGAGGUCAGCCGCCUCAUUGCCACUCGAGAACGGCGCCCAACCACCCUCCUGGAGCUGCAGAACGCGGCCCUGGUCAUUGACAACGCCCUCCAAGAGGAGCGUGCCAGCCACCCGCCCAAGGGUAGUAAGCCUGGAACUUCCUCCACCCCCAAUAGGGGGGCAAGCACCGGCCAACAGGCCACAAGACCAGGACGCCUCUCUAGCAAUCCCAAUUUUGUCUCCAAGGAGGAGCAAAACCGCCGCCGGGCCAAAGGCCUAUGCAUCAAAUGCGGCAAGUUGGGCCACAAGUUUGCGGAAUGCCGCACUGGCUGGAAAGCCACGCCUAAGGAGGAAAGUGUCAAGAAGGAAGCCGCCAAGGUUGGCGAAGAAUCUGGACCCGAAUUGGGAAAAGAUUAA
This is a messenger RNA of Rhizoctonia solani, 1353 nucleotides long. RefSeq names its product Retrotransposon-derived protein PEG10. The transcript has a single exon. Lineage: Eukaryota; Fungi; Basidiomycota; Agaricomycetes; Cantharellales; Ceratobasidiaceae. The record is from RefSeq and is a predicted model, not a curated record. Bases 1 to 1353 code for a protein of 450 amino acids. Gene Ontology annotation, molecular function: nucleic acid binding; zinc ion binding.